AUGUUUUGUCGGAGUCUUCAGCGAUACUUUGUAUCUCCAACCCGAGUGCGGCCUUGGGUACCGCGAAGGCCGCCAGGCAGGGCGCCGGCCUAUUCCGGCCAAAGUUUCUCUCAAAACUCCCUUCCUGGGGCUCCUGACCCUACCGACCAAGCGGACCAAGAGGACCAGGGAGGCGGAAAGGGCCAGGCCAAUAAUGACCAGGAUCCUAACUUCAGAUCAACAAUUCUGAAGAUGAUGGAGUCGGCAGCCACCACUUUUGCGUCAAUUGCUGUUCUAGGCAUUGCUGGAUUCUCGUAUCAUAAAUACUACAAGUAUCUCAUUUUACAGAAGAUGGAGAAUGCUUUCGAACCCGGAGAUCCCGCGCUAGAGGUGGCUGGCGUGGAGAGUGAAACCCGUCAAUACCACCACGACGAACAUUGGUUGGUGAGAAACGAACAGGAACUGAUUGACAAAAUCAUCGCUGGUGAAAUUCCGGGACAUUACUAUCUUCUGGUCGGCGAGAAGGGCACCGGAAAGACGUCUAUGCUUCUGGAGGCCAUGCGCAAGAUUAAUGGAGAUGGGUGUUCGAUUUUCGAUGCCCACGGUGAUCAGGAAAUCUUCCGGAUUCGACUUGGAAAAGCGCUUGACUUUGAGUUCCACGAGGAUUAUAUUGGCAGUCUUUUUAGCAUUAAAGGACCCAGGGAUACCACCGCGCUUUUGGACAUAGAGCGUGCCUUCAACAAGUUAGAGAAGGUCGCAUUGAACAGGAGGCGCCUGGGGAAAGCCCCGCUUGUAUUGAUCAUCAAUAGCGCGCAUAUGGUCAGGGACGAUUCAGACGGCCAAGACCUUCUCGAGAUGAUUCAGCAACGAGCCGAGCAGUGGGCAGCGAGCAAUCUUGUUACGACCGUCUUCAACAGUGAUGACUACUGGGUCUAUGAGAGGCUGAAGCGAUACGCAACAAGAAUGGAAACCAUCCCAGUUGUGGAUCUCUCUAGGGGCAAAGCAGUGGCUGCGUUGAGGAAAUAUCGCAAAGAUUAUUGCAACGAGCACCUGUCGGACGAAGUUAUUGGGGAGAUAUACGAUAAAAUCGGGGGUCGCCUGUCCUACCUCAGCAGGGUCGCAAAGGCUCCGGACCCCAUACAUCUGUGCAACACUAUAUGCGAAGCAGAAAAGACAUGGUUCCUUAACAAAUGCUGGAUCCUUGGUGAGGAGAUGGAUGACGACGUCAUGGACCAGCAGAAGUAUGCUUCCGCGGCUAUGGUGAUGGCCAAGGCGCUGGUGGAUAAGGAAAAGGACAUGGAAAAAACAUACGACGAGGAGAAUGGCCAUAUACUUCCGGAAAUAUCACUCCACGAAGCACGACAGAUUAUGACUCGGGCCGACUUUAUCCAGAGUUACGACCACGAGAAUAUCUUCACCAUCAACUGGCGCGCCAUGGUUCGAGCCGAUUCGGUACCCAUGCAGCGCGCAUUCCGUGAAGUUUGCGCCGAGCCCGGAUUUGAUGAGUUCCUGGAAGCCACGUUGGACCGAAUCAGCGACAUUGAGAGCUUGGGACGUACCCGAGAACUUACCAUCAAGGAUCUCUGGAAUCAAGGGAAAUACCAGGUAGCGAUGCGGGAUGCCAAGGGUCGUGAGCAGGGGACUAUUGAAUUCUUCACCAAACCAGAAGAGAAAGAGGGAGAGGACGAAUGA
Molecule: messenger RNA, 1671 nt
Organism: Aspergillus puulaauensis
Lineage: Eukaryota; Fungi; Ascomycota; Eurotiomycetes; Eurotiales; Aspergillaceae
Product: ATP-binding protein
Exons: 5
Coding region: 1-1671 (556 amino acids)
Source: RefSeq, a predicted model, not a curated record